CUGAGACCAACAACAAAUAUGCCUCUCUCUACAAAUAAUGAUUGUUAUGAGCAUUACUUUUCCAAAUAUGCCUCUCUCUACAAAUAAUGAUUGUCUCUGAGACCAUUCCGCCAUUCUUGUAUCUUUUGGUGCUUGUAUCAGCUGCUCGUGCCAUCGAGUAUAUUUUAUGAGAAGGCUUUUGUAGCUGCUAACAAGGAAAGAAGGGAAACAAAAGACAACGACAAUCCCUUCCUUUUAAUGGGUUAAAAAAAGGCAAUAAGGUAAAUGUAGAUUUUUAUUCUAAAUCCCAAACCAUUAAAUCCAUGAUCAAAAUGAAGAAACAAACAAAGGAUUUUUUCAAAUCAAUAAUGCGCCAAAUCCCAAAUAAAACCUUAGGUUUUUAAAUCCCACAUUUAAGUAAAAACCCUCAUUUUACAAUCCUUGAAGCAAUCACUGAAAAAGUCAAAUGAUUUUUUUUGACAUUUCUACCUUUCUGCUUAGCCUUUACACAGAAAAUCUAACAACACCUGUCGUUCGAAUUGAAGAGCCAUUCGACGAUCCCUCACAAUAACAUUUGAAAUACAUGUACAAAGAUAGAAUGAGAACGGGAAGAUGAUGAGCCAUAAAUUGCAUUAACCUCAAAAUCAAGAAGAACCACACCAAAUUGAUGAGCACUGCCGCAUGCAAUGACUGUUAGAGUGUGGUAUAAGAUCCAAUAUAACCUUCUCCCAACAACUCGAGUUAUUGGGACUAAAUGGUUUAUGACAUGGUAUUAGAGUUGGUUUGACCAAGUGGUCGUGGAGAUUCUCCCAAUAUUAACAGUUAAUUAAAGCAUAAGGUAUGGUAAGCCUGUGCAAACUUCAAGCCCGUGAGUUGGCUUUCGUUUGAGGAGGCGUAUUAGAAUGUGGUAUAAGAUCCAAUAUAACCUUCUCCCAACAACUCGAGUUAAAUGUUGAGAACUUGAUCUAGAAAAUUGAUCUAGAAAAUUUCAGUUUUGCCCCUUGUUUUGACUCAAAAUUGAAAACUUAAAUAACAAAAAGUCAACUAGAUGAUUGUGUACAUCUGAAGUGGAGAGAUCCCCUGCCACAAGGAAAUUACGCAUGCCAUGACUUCACCACCUUAUCAUUCUCAAUGUUCAAUCAAUAUUCAAUAGUAUAGUACCCUUCCUCUCCAAACCAAACCAUAAAGACCAAAGGUGAAAAAGUCAAUCAAUCAACUUCACAUCGGGUCCUCGAUGGUGGCCGGUGCAACAAACACUCUCAUAUUCUUCCUUCCGUUCAGAAAAUAUGAAUCUUCUUCACCCUCUUCUUCUCCCUCUGCUCGCCGUCGCCGCUUGCUUCCUCCUGAUCAAAUUCGUCUACUCCGCCAUCUGGCUUCCCUUCGCGAUCCAGCGCCACUUCAAAACCCAAGGAAUUUCCGGCCCGGCGUACCGCCCAAUCACCGGUAACUCCGCCGAGAUCCGCGCCCUCUUCGCUCGAGCAGCUCAAUCCAAGCCCCGGUCAACGCCGGCUGCGGCACCGGGAUUCCACCACCGCGAUGUCGUCGCCAGGGUGUCCCCAUUUUACCACGAGUGGUCGCGCGCGUACGGGAAGACUUUUUUGUACUGGUUUGGGCUCAAGCCCAGAUUGGCCAUAACGGGCCCGGACAUGGUCAAGAAGGUGUUGUUGAACACGUGCGGGUCGUUUGGGAAAGUACCGUUCGACCCGAUGUCCAAGUUGCUCUUCGGGGAAGGGCUCGUUGGGCUCGAGGGCGAUAAAUGGGCCCUUCAUAGACGGAUCACAAACCAGGCCUUCAACAUGGAGAGAGUUAAGGAAUGGGUGCCGGAGAUCGUAUCCAGCGCCGGGAAAGUGCUGGAUAAAUGGGAGGAGAUGAGAGGAGAAAGGGAAGAGUUCGAGAUCGACGUCCACAAAGAAGCCCACAAUCUGUCGGCCGAUAUCAUCUCCAGAACUGCCUUCGGUAGCAGCUUCGAAGAAGGGAAGCGAAUCUUCGCUCUCCAGGACCAGCAGCUGCAUCUCGUUUCUCUUGCCCUAAGAAGCGUCUACGUUCCAGGGUUCAGGUUCUUGCCCACGAGGAGGAACAGGGAGAGGUGGAGAUUGGAGAAGGAAACUCGGGACUCGAUUAGGGUUUUGAUUCAGGGGAACAGCAGGGGAUUGGGGAAUUCCAGAAAUCUGCUUGCUUUGCUGACGUCUUCGUGCAGGAAUCAGGAUGGCGGGAAGGAAGAGGAGAAGAUUGGGGUGGACGAUGUGAUCGACGAAUGCAAGACGUUUUACUUUGCUGGGAAAGAGACUACUGCUCAUCUAUUGACUUUUGCUCUGCUUCUGUUGGCUAAUCAUCUAGAAUGGCAGGAGAAGCUUCGGGAGGAAUUGUUUCGUGUAUGUGGAAGAAGGGAUGAACCUCUUGCUGCAGAGAAUCUGAGGGACCUUAAGUUUUUGAGUUUGAUAAUCAACGAAACUCUAAGAAUGUACUCUCCGUCCGUGUUGAUAAUGAGGGAGGCCACCAAGAAAGUCAAGCUGGGCAGCCUGGAAGUUCCUAAAGGAACACAACUCUAUAUCCCUGUGGUAGCUGUUCACUACGACCCUGAAAUAUGGGGAGAAGAUGCUCACGAGUUCAAUCCUUUGCGGUUCAACGAGCCUCGGAAGCACAUGGCUUCGUUCUUCCCCUUUGGAAUCGGUCCCAGGAUCUGCGUGGGUCAGAAUUUAGCCAUCGUUGAAGCCAAGAUCGUGCUGGCUACCAUCGUCAGGAACUACUCUUUCGUAUUGUCCCCAACUUACGUUCAUGCCCCAAUGCUCUUGCUCAGCUUGCAGCCUCAGUACGGCGCUCAGAUUGUGUUCAGAAAGAUUUCUGGAAAUGAAAACACAUAGGCAAGUGUUGACAGAUGGUUCCUUGAUCAUCACAGUAAUGUAUGAUUGUAAUCUUUGUAAAGAUCAUUCGCAUUCUGGACAACGAAAAACAUCUGUAGUAAUCAUAACAUUGCAUCGAAAGUUCGUCGACAUUCGAGUAAAGAUGGAACAUGGUU
Molecule: messenger RNA, 2995 nt
Organism: Linum trigynum
Lineage: Eukaryota; Viridiplantae; Streptophyta; Magnoliopsida; Malpighiales; Linaceae
Source: the annotation of a GenBank genome assembly